This is a messenger RNA of Pelobates fuscus (common spadefoot toad), 2385 nucleotides long. Its product is annotated as E3 SUMO-protein ligase ZBED1-like. The record is from RefSeq and is a predicted model, not a curated record. The coding region runs from base 127 to 2034 and encodes 635 amino acids. Gene Ontology annotation, biological process: regulation of transcription by RNA polymerase II. The transcript has 2 exons. Gene Ontology annotation, molecular function: DNA binding; protein dimerization activity. Gene Ontology annotation, cellular component: nucleus. NCBI's taxonomy places the organism in Eukaryota, Metazoa, Chordata, Amphibia, Anura, Pelobatidae.
UGCAUGGCGGGAGCUUCCACGCCAGAGUACCGUCAGCGCAGGAGGUUAUCAGCUGGACAGCCAGGAGCAGGGGCCCCCAGGAACCCGGAGAGAGCACAGUAGAUUCUCAUAUUUCCUAUCGUAACCAUGGCAACUGCUUUGGCGACCACAACCCGCAGGAAGAGAGAAAAGGGCACACCUUUUGAAGGUACCCCACCAUCACCGCCAGUGGACCAGCAUAAAGGAAAGGUGUGGAAUUAUUAUACCAAGCUACGUGGCACGUGUGUGGAAUGUAAUGUCUGCAGGAAACAACUCUCAAUUCAUAACAGCACCACCACUCUGAGAGAGCAUCUCCUGAAGUGGCACAGCUCCUGCACCCCUAAAAUCGCAGAGGAGCAUGAGCAGGACUUUCCCAGCCAGGAAGUGGCGCCCAAGAGAUUAAAGCAGACACCACCAGGAAAAGAGUCAUGCCCAUCAGAUUCUGAGAGCAGGACCGGGGUAAUAGCAGAUCUUGUAUUAGAAAUGGUAUGCCGUGAUCUUCAUCCUCUGUCUGUGGUCGAGGGUAAAGGGUUUGGUCUCCUCCUUGAGUAUUUUGAGCCUAGUGUCAAUCUCCCAUCAUCUACACAGCUAUCUGGCCUCCUAUGCCAUCGAUACAAUGUAAUGAAGCAACAGCUGAGAUGUCACUUGCAGGACUCCAAGGCCAUAGUCCUCUCUAUGGAGAGUUGGUCCUCUUGCCUUAACCAUCCAUGCCAGGCCAUUACUGCCAACGUCAUCGAUGGUGAGUGGAAUUUGGCACAAUACAUGUUAGGAUCCCAAGAGCUCCAUACAGGCAAGACAGAAGAUUGCUUAGUUGAGAGACUGUGUUCUGUUGUAGGAGAGUAUGACUUGUCCAGAAACCAUGUAUCUUGUGUUAUGCAUGACCAAUUAGCUUCCAUGUUGGCUCAUGCUGACACCCUAAAAGACACACAUGGCUGGACCAGUGUGUGCUGUGCCGCCCAUGUCCUGCAGCUAUGUGUUCGUGAGGGGCUUGAAAUCCAAGACGUUAAAGAAGUAUUGAGUGCAGCAAGAGGCUUGGUAAGUUAUCUCCAACAGGAUCUCCCAGCCUCCACCUAUCUCAGUGCCAGGCUGGAGUCCAUGAACAAGGCCAGGCCUGUAAUGGACACAGAGUCCUGCUGGAUCACAACUCUACACAUGUGUCAGAGUUUGCUGAACAUCAAGUGGGCCAUCCUUUCCGUUAUGGAGGACCAGCUUGUACAGAAUCUGUCUAAGCAACACUGGGAUCUUCUACAGGACUUGGUGUCCGUGCUAAAAAUUGUAUGGAUUGCAACCAUCUUCCUGCAGGAGGAGCAGAACACCUCUGUGUCAUCUGUAAUUCCAUGUGUCCACGGUAUCUUAAAUGCCUUUACUCACUUUUCAGAAAAUAGUAGCAGCAUUGGGAAAGCUUUUGUAAAUCAAAUACGGGUUGAGAUGUGUCGCCAUUGGGACAUGGUGAAUGAAGCAAACCUUUUGGCUAGUCCAGCUGUAGUUGCCUCUUUUUUUGAUCCUCGCUACAAAGAGUUGAGGUUUCUUAAGCCUGAAGCUAGAGGAGAAGUGUUCAGCAAAGUGAUAAGUCUCCUGUCUCAGACCUGUGACACCCAGCCUGGGUUAUUGUUAGAUUCUGGGGUUGAAGAGACAUUUGACCAGUGUCUGCAGAGGGACACAUGUUCCCGUGUAAUGCAUGACAACUUGUAUGACCUUCUCCUUGGGAAGGACCCAACCGAGAUAAUGCCAGAAGCUCGUCAGCAACUGGAAAGCUACAUAGCAGAACCCGUCUGCAAGCGAAGCACUGACCCGCUAGUCUGGUGGAAGAACAAUCACCACCGAUUUCCAGAGCUUGCUAGGCUUGCCCAACAAUAUUUGAUCAUACCUUCCACAGCAAUACAACCAGAACGUGCCUUCUCUGCCAAACAGGGAACGGUGGAGCAGCGCAGAGUCUUCCUGGAACAGAAUCACAUGGACCUUCUCUUGUUUAUACAUCAUAACAUGGACUUAUUGGACCUGCCAAAAAAGCAAUGACUCUGUUUCUAAUUUGGGUGGAUUUCUAUGUGGUCUGCUCCCAAACCCCAGACACAAGACAAUACAAUAGGUGGCUAGGAACCAUUGCGCUGUUGGCUGUCUAUCCACGCUGGUUUACAAAUCAGACUUUGGACUCCUCAGCCAGGGCUGUCUGCUUUUAAGUACUUCUCUGGCUGAAGAGUAUUGUAUGCCUUCUAUGGCUCUGGCAUCACUCUCAGCCAGCAGGUUUCUUCAGCCUCAUUCUAGCCGUCUUGUUGAUUUUAUAACACACAUCACCUUUAGUGGUUUUCACUUGUCUCAUACAUGCACAGUUUUAUAAGCUUUUUUUUCCACCCACCGAGCUUGAAAAUU